AGACAGAGCCAUCUUGAUUUAGAGAUUGGCAAAACAUCAAAACACCAUAAUUAUCAAGAAAAUAAAUAAAUAAAGUUGAACUAAAAUAUUUAUUGGUGCCGGAUUCGCCUUUUGAAUGGUAACUAAUUUCAUUGUACAAAAAUUGUACCUUUAAUGGGUUUUUGGAAACAGAAGUUUUUAUUGUGAUCUUCCAAAAUUGUUGAUUUGUGAAAAGUGAAGUGUUUCCCAUCGAAGAUGAUAAACAUUCAUAAAAUAAGCUCCAAACUGUGCAGAUUAUGUGGAAAAGAAAAGGCUAGAGGUACUGAUGUCUUCAAGGAUAAGAUAAAGGGGGCCGUCCUGGUUUCGAUAAUUAACAAAUAUUUUCCUAGAGAGGUUAUCAAUGUCGCAGAGUCCGAUGAUUUCUCUAAGUACGUCUGUAUGGAUUGUGAGCAGAAAAUCUGCAGCUUUGAUGAGUUCUGCUUGAUGGUGGCUAAUGUCCAGAAACAAUUAGCGGCUCCAUCGAUUGAAAUCGACUUUGCUGAGGACAUGUUGAGUCACUUUAAAGAGACUGGACUCCUGGAGAAAAAUCGUACAGAGCUGAGAACUGACAGAAGACUUGCUUGUGAUCAGUGCACCAAAACCUUCCGAUGUCAGGCUCAUCUAGAAAGGCACAAACGUGUUCACACUGGACAGAGACCAUUCGUCUGUGACAUCUGUCGCAUGUCCUUCAACCAACCAGAGGUCUUGGGAAGACACCGUCAGAGUCAUCAGGACAAGAAAGAAUGGCGCUGCAGCACGUGCCACCAAUCCUUCCGCUUCAAAGUCUCCCUGAAAUCUCACAUGUUGAAUUGCCACUCAGACUUGGAUACUUCCCUGGACCGUUUUGAUCACGCCCUAACGUGCACAGAGUGUGGCAAGACCUUCGCGACAAAAUACAAACUUCAUCGGCACAUCCGGUGCCAUACAGGUGAGCGUCCCUUCAGUUGUAACUACUGUCAUCGACAGUUUUCUCAAACUGGGAAUCUUAAACAACAUCUCUUCAAGUGCACGAGAUCAUCACCGAUGAUUCAGGAGGGAAUACUUCCUGUCAGUGACAAUAAUUCUGCAGAAUUUCUGAACGAGGGUAUUACGAAUGAUAUUAGGAAUGAAAGGGAGAUGAUUAGUGAGAGAACGUUGAAUGAUUUUCAACCUGUCUAUAUCACUGAGAGCGAAAUUCAAAAGACAAUUAAUGAAACUAUUAAUGAGACAAUUAAUUCGAGCAAUGAUCCUAGCACUUCUUCCUUCCUCAAGAGCUAUGACAAUCCUAUCUACAUCGAUGAAGAGAUUGAAACUAUUUUGGAUAGGGAUUUAGAGGAACUGGGGGGAAGUAAGUAUGAUAGAGGAGGAAGUGAGAAACUGGGGAUGUGCCUGAAGCAGCCGGAAACACCUGAGUUGAUUCACAGUUUAUUGUACGAUGUUUAAUUGUUUACUAAUUCUAAAAGGGUCGGUUCAACUAUCAAGUGAUAUUUUUUCCUGGAAAAAGUGGAGUAUAUUUUUCAUUUUCAUUUAAUUCACCAUAAUUAUUUAAUUAUUCAAAUCAUUACAUACAGCCAAUUGGCAUACAUUUUGGAUAAUUAUCUGAAUGACCAGUAGAUAGUUUAUAUACAUACGUAUAUUUAAUAAAUUUUUUCACAUAUCAUGGAAAUAAAAGAAAAAAUGGACAAAGUACAUAUUGGAUAUAUAUAUUACUGGAACUGUUAGAAUAAUCAAACGUUCGUCAUCUUAUCUCUUCCCAGAUCACCGUCAUUACUUACACUCUAUUAUUUGAUUAUAUUUGGGUUAGGUAGACGAGUAACAUCAGUUCUGCUCGAUGAUUGUUCAUCACCCUAUCCUUAAUUUAUUGAAUAUAACGAUCAAUACUCAAUAUUUAUGAUUGACUUUUUUCAGCCGAGACUCUAGAACCCAACAGUUUAAUAAAUUCCAUGACAAAAAAAAUUAAUUAGAAAAAAAAACAUCAAAUCAUUGACGUACUCAGUUGAUUUUUACUGGCUUAAAUUUAAAAAAAAAUACAGACACUCUUCAUUGCUGAAA
Molecule: messenger RNA, 2049 nt
Organism: Diachasmimorpha longicaudata
Lineage: Eukaryota; Metazoa; Arthropoda; Insecta; Hymenoptera; Braconidae
Product: zinc finger protein 578-like
Exons: 4
Coding region: 235-1440 (401 amino acids)
Cellular component (GO): nucleus
Molecular function (GO): DNA-binding transcription factor activity, RNA polymerase II-specific; zinc ion binding; RNA polymerase II cis-regulatory region sequence-specific DNA binding
Source: RefSeq, a predicted model, not a curated record